This is a messenger RNA of Moneuplotes crassus, 2443 nucleotides long. Lineage: Eukaryota; Ciliophora; Spirotrichea; Euplotida; Euplotidae. The record is from the annotation of a GenBank genome assembly.
AUUGAAAUGGAAGCUGAAAUAGGUGGAUCUUUGAACGUAGAUCAUAAAUUACCCAACGAAUAUAAGUAUUAUGACCUCAGGUCUAAGAGGCUACUUGAUGUUGAUAAGGGAUGCGCUAACAGUAGUUUUCACUACACUGUUGAUGACCUUGCUGCUCAGUUAACAUACGGCUUGAUGAUGGGGUCUAGUCUGACGAAUUACGUCACUAACAUACUACUCUUGGACAGUAUUCAUAUUAUGAGAAACACAGUCAAGCUCCAGGAGUUCAAGUCUCUAGUAGACAAGAUUGUUCUCCAGAUGAGCCUUAUUUAUCAGCUUUGUAUUAAGACCAAGAAUGUGCAGAGGAAAAAUAAGUUUAUGUGUAGAAAAAGUCAGAGCGAGAUUCAAGAGUUAUCUUCAUUUCCAAAGAAAAACUCUAACAGCGGAAAGGAGACAGAAAGCCCCUCUCAAACAACCAAGGUAUAUGCAGAAAUAAUUGAGAAGAUUAAUUCUUACUUCUCGUUAACUGCUAAGAAUGGCACUUCAGAAGAGCAAAGCUCUAAGCAAGAAUUUUUAAGCAGUCACGAUGAUCUUCUGAAUACAUUGAACGAAGAGCAGAAAAAUGAUGUUGAAGAGCUGAUAGUGAACAAUCAGAAUUUCCCAGUGUCUCCUCUAACCUUAGUGAUUUUGACUGGAAAUAAAGCACUCUCUUUCGUACUUGGCCUAUGUAAAGAGAUCCUGGCAAAACCGUGAUACCACUAUCUUGCAGAGCUGUUUUUCUAUGGAAACGCAAUGAAAGCAUUUGAAGAUGGAGUUUUCAACGUGUUCAGAAUGGAAAAUGAUGACGUUUUCUACUUAAAACCCACAGACGAAGAUAGAGUUAGUUUUUACCAAAAUGUUUAUAAAAUCACACCUGAAGAUCCAGAAGAUCUUCGUAGAAGAGUGGAAAUUCUCUACCAAGGAAUCUCACUCUGAAUUGCUUGAGCAUACAAGAAUAAGGAUAAGAGUGGGUUCUUAGCCAAAAUCAUUGAUUUCUGCACAUAUUCACCUGCAUAUUUGCUUUCAAAAAGACAUAGGACUACGAAAUUCAGAGAAUUUGUAGCUGCACAUGAUUACGACUUGACUUGUAACUUAUUGAAGUCUAUUAACAGCUUUGUCCCUGAGAAGGCAUGCACCAUGAUGUGCCCAGGAAUAGAAUAUCACAAGGUGAUAUACAUCCCUAGGAUCAGAAAGACCCUGACCAUCAGCGGAUUGAAGAAGACACUCCAGAGCUAUAUGAGUGACGAAAGGAAAGAGUCAAUGGAUCUUUAUGAUGAAGUUCACCCGAUUUACUCCUCAAGGAAGUAUAUGAGAACUGUUAAGAAGAAAAGAUCCACCCUCUUCUUUAAUAAGGAAAAUGAUCUUACCAAAGAGAAUGGGGAUUUCAAAGCGCCUGGAUGAGAGUACCAAGAAGAAAAUGAACGUUUAUUGAAGCUGAGAAUUAUUUCUCCAACAGAUUUAGAAAUUGUUGAUGAAAUGGAUAAGUUAAGGUUCAAGCCAAUGAGAAAGGUACAUAAAGUUAAAGCUAUAAUUAUCCAUAUUCAUGGAGGUGGUUUCGUGACCAUGUCUUCUGGACAGCAUCAGACUUAUACAAGACAGUGGGUGAGAGAUGUAGGAAUCCCUGUGUUUAUGAUCAGUUAUCGUCUUUCACCAGAGUGAAAAUACCCAGACGCGCUUGAUGACUGCUGGCAGACAUAUAGUUGGACUAUUGAAUACUGUAAAGAUGCACUUGGUAUUGAACCAGAAAAGGUAUUCCUCUCUGGAGACUCAGCCGGUGGAAACUUAGCAGUUGCUCUGACAGCCUUAACAAUUUGUAAGAGAGAAAGAGUGCCUGAUUCUUUAUUUGUGUUUUACCCAGCACUAUUAACAUGGCUGAGAGGAUUCAUUCCUUCAAGAAUUCUAUCUUUUGAUGACCAUAUUUUGAAUUACACCAUGCUCACAUUUUGCUUGAAUGCAUAUUGCAAAGGGAUAAAAUCAGAGGAGCAUGAAUUUAUGUCUCCUAUGAUCCUUCCAGAUAAGGUUUUGAAGAAGUUCCCAUCUUUCAAAUGCGUCGUAGCUGGUCUAGAUCCUCUCAGAGACGAUGGCUAUAAAUUUGCAUACAGGAUACAUAAAUUGGGAGGGAAGGUAUCCUUAGCUGAGUAUACUAAGCUCCCACACGGGUUCUUAAACUACGAUAUGUUCCCCUUCCUUGCUAAAGAGAGCAAUCAGGCAAUCAAACAGAGUGCUAUGUGGUUUAAAUUAGAGAUGACUAAGAAGACUCUUCGUAAGUCGUUUGGUCACAGAAAUUUGGAAAAUUAUGUGAUCUACCAGUCCAAGAAGCUUCAUAAUGAGGGAGACAUAGCUGCAGAGGUCCAGAGCGAAGUUCCGUUAUGGAAGAGAGUCAUUAACAAAGCGACUCUUCCAUUUCUUAAAUUAUUAUUUUAGC